This is a messenger RNA of Ectocarpus sp. CCAP 1310/34, 2373 nucleotides long. The record is from the annotation of a GenBank genome assembly. NCBI's taxonomy places the organism in Eukaryota, Phaeophyceae, Ectocarpales, Ectocarpaceae.
AUGGUGUCGACUACAACAUUAUGUAGUACCGGAUUGCCCGCAAAGUAUUCGAUUAUCGGUAAACCACGACACCUGGUGUCCUGUACUCUUAUUCUGCUUCAAUCCAAUGCAUCUCUUUGCAGAACGACCACAGUGCUCCCAGACGGAACAACAUUGCGCGUUGUGCCUCCACCAGUGAAGGGUGGCAAGGACAAGCUAGACCAGGGGCGUCUCCGUGAGAGAUGGAAAACGUUGGAGGUAUCUUUUGAUCGCGUCCUCGGGGAGAGCGCAGGGCAGGGUGACGUGUACGAUCAAGUCAAAGCGUGCGUACGCUUACCUUUCGCAGGCGUGAACGCCUGUGUUUUCGCGUACGGCCAGACUGGCUCCGGGAAGACACACACUAUGGUCGGAGAUAUGCCGAAGCAAGAAACAUUUGACGCAGAGCCAGCGUCAUUGAUAGCGAAGGGCAACACCAUGGACGGAUUGGCAUCUCCUGGGGCAAGGACGAAAGGACACGGAGCGGCGAAAAAGGCUGCGUUGGAGGGAAGAAAGUCGGCGGAAAGCAACAAUAGCAACACAGGAGAAGUCCCGAGAGGAGAAAGAGCAGGCGUGAUUCCGCGCGCUGUGAGAGACAUUUUUAGGCUCGUGAGGCAAGGCGGUGCAGAAGAAGUAGGUUCACCCGCACCAGGCGGUGGACAACAAGGCUCGCUGCAUCGAACACCAGGCAUCUACGGCCCCGGCAAGGCCAAACCCAACUUGCGAGGCACAGCCUUCCCUUCUAGUCAGCGUGGUUCUAGGAGUGAACAGCAGACGCGCUCUGCCAGUAGCAGUGGCCGUGGCAGCUCGGCCUCUGAUCCAAACACGUAUGCUGGGGGUACGAGCCACAGCGCCAGCAGCAGUCGAUCGAGCUGCUCAGAUGGCCUGCCUCCACCACAGGUCCCAUCCGCGGCACACUGGCCGCUCGACGAACCUGCGGUCUACAUCCCUCGCACCCGAAGCUCCAAGGAAAAUAAUUCAUCGCCAUUAGUGUAUCCCGGAAAACGGGUGAUCCCACCCGACAGCUCGGAAUCGCCUGACGCUGCUGCCGGAAGAGAGGGAGAGCACGGUGGGGUUGAGGGGCCUUCGAACUCUGCUCGAGAGGCGUGCAUGACGGUAGCAACAACGGCUGCCACCAGAUGUGACGUGGAGUGCUCGUACAUGCAGGCAAGUGUACGCCUUCGAGCGCAGUCUAUCACGGGGGAUAUGACUUUACUAGUGAACAGAACAAGGGGCACCAGCAGCAAGGGGACGAGGAAAGAAACCGCUAGCCGAGCGCACGACGUGACAUCAUGCCGACGAAUUCUGAACUACUUACCAUUCUGCCAGGUGUACAAUGGCCGUGUGUACGACCUCCUUUCAACAGAGGAUUCCAACGAACAGAGGCCACUCCGGGUACACGUCACCGCAGGCAGGCCGGCUACGGCGACGAAGCCGUGCCACCGUGCCCACGUCGCGGACAGCGAUAGCCGGGGUGUGAACAACACCGAGAGGAAAAGCAAUGCUAACUCUACAACGGCAGCGGGGACAGGGAGCUACGGCUCUUCUUCGUUGCCCCGCGAGUGUAGCGCAAGUGGUAGCCGGGUCGUUGGGCUGUCGGUGCACCCGGUGAACAACGCCGAGCAGGUCAUGGAGCUCCUCCGGCAGGGAGAUCGAAACCGUCGAGUCAGAUCCACCGAGAUGAACUCACACAGCAGUCGCAGCCACACCAUUGUCCAGUUCACCAUCACCAGCACUCGAUCUACAGCUGAACCUGGCAUGGAAACUGCCCCACGCCUAUCAAGUGGGGGAGAUUACAGCGAAGUUGGUGUGGUUGUAGCUACCGACGAGUCUCAAGCGACAACAGACCAGAUCAGGACAGUCUCACAGCAUCCCGGGGAAGUCAGCAACGGAGACGGUGAUGGCACUGCCGAUAAAACUGCCCACGGCAACCACCAACACAGCAGUAGCCCCCACGGCAGCCACAGCCGAAACGACGGUGGCACUGGCGUGAUGAUGAUGGUGCCGGAACACCGGUCCGAAACGGGCUCCGGCAACGCUGUCGUGACAACUCGAGCCAAGCUGAGCCUAGUGGAUCUAGCGGGCAGUGAAAAGGGGGGGGCAGGGACGCAGACAGGAUUGGCGGGAGGGCACAAACAGACGAGGGGAUCCCAAUCGCAACGCGGACCGCAGUUGCAAGGCGGGUUGGGGCCGCAAGGGGUGCCGUCGCAAACCCAUGGCGAAAGCAGCUGGAAGGCUCAGGAGAGGGAGCGAUCGAGGAUCAACUCGAGCUUAAGCGCUCUUUCGAACUGCAUCGCGUGCCUGGGAGAGGCACGAAGAACGCACGUCCCCUUCCGGGAUAGCCCUUUGACGAGGUGA